UAAUCGUUUUGAACAACUCUAAAAUAAAACCCCCAUAGCCUUAUCUUAUUUAAUAAAAAAAAACCGCGUAUAAUAUUUUGUAUUACUUGUUAUUAUUUUGAACUCUCUUAAAAUAAAAUGAUCUGUAGUUCCAAUGUAACUAGCUUCAGUAAACUUCUGUUUGUCCGAAUUGCUACAAAGAAGUUUCAUUCUAAAAUACCUUUACGACCAGUAAAAACUAUUGACCAACCCAAAGCAGAUCUGCACGUUGAUAAAAAAACUCUGGUGCUCCUAGAAAGACUUUCACUUGUAAAAUGCAAUACAUCUAAAGGUUUCACCGUAUUAGAAGAUUCUAUUGCUUUUGCUAAUAAAAUUCUUGACAUAGAUACUGAUAAUAUUAAACCUUUAUAUUCUGUAUUGGAAAACGAGAACUUAUAUCUGAGGAAUGAUGAUAUCACACAAGGAAAUUCACAAAAAGAUAUUCUAAAGAACGCUUCUGUAAAAGAAGAUGAUUAUUUCGUUGCACCUCCUGGAAACAUACCAUUACAUGAAGUAAUUGAAGAACAAAAUUUACUGAAGAAUGAUGAAAAACAAAUUUAAGACAGUAUUUUCUAUGGCUAAAUUCUUUAGGAUUAUCAAUUCAACAGAUCAUAGCAUUGCAUAUAACUUAAAAGAGUCUAGUAUAUUAUUGCUCAAUAAUAUUUAUUACAGUUGGCUUAAAACAAUAUAUCUAAAAAUACCUAAAAAUAUGACUAUAUUUACUAGCAAAAAAAAUUUUGGUUAUAAAUAUCCUGGUCUGCCAUAUGGUAUAAUUGAAAGCAAUUUUAAAAGGUAUAAUGAAAAUACACUAAUAGAACAACCUCUUGAUUUGAUACCAAAGUUAGACGGUAGACUAAUUCUUAGAAUAUUAGUACCACAACAUGAUAGUUUACAAUACUUUAUUCAGUGGCAACGCUAUAGAAAAUAUUGGUGGAGUUCUGUAACUACUACACCCAGUUUAUUUGCCAUCAAUGAAGUAAAAUAUGAAAAUGAUACUGCUGAUGCAUAUAUAACAGCUCAAUUUCCUUGGGGACAACACACUGUGGAGACAAUCACAAUGACUAAAGAAAAUGUAAUGAUUUCUUAUUAUAAAAAUCUAUUAUUGUUUCAAGUUUUUGUAAUACUUUUCUUUUUUUUUCAGUACCAUAAUACAUCAUGCAUAACUUGUUCAACAUCCUUAGAAAAUGCUUUAUUUAUUAUUCUUCAUGAUGGAUUGUGCAACAGUACAAAUGAAGAAUAUGUAAGGCUUCAUAGAAGUAUGGCUCCUUAUAAAAUAUCAUUUGUAUUAGACUUUAAAGAUCAGACUUACCAAACAAAAUUAUAUGAACUAGCAAGAUUAAUAGAUCACAAACUUAAAAAAAGCAAUAUAUCGACAUAUCUUCCAUACUCCACAUUAACAGCUGGACAACAAAUGAAGGAAAACCUCCAUUUAGGUGUAGCAUAUAUGGCUGUUCUUAAUGAAAAUACUUUAAAUGAUGGCAUUAUUCAGUUAUUGAAUAGCAACACAAUGUUAAAGGAGCAAGUGCACCUAGCUGAUUUUAACGCAUAUGCAAAGCUAUUGUGUAUAUAAACCAAAAUAUUACUCUAUAAAAUAAAGGAAAAUAUUUACAUGCAAAUUACAAAAGUAUUUCACUUCAAAAUUUUAUUUCCUUAAAAUCUUAUUGCAAGAUGUUACAGUAGUUUCUUAAAACUAAAUUGUAAAAAUAAAAGAUUUGUUUGAUCUACCAAUCUGACAAUGAAUAAUUUUAAUACACAAGUCAAUCUAAAUGAAUAGCAAUUUGACAUAUCAUUUCAGCCUAUAUACACUGAAUGCACAGAAUUGACUAAAAAACAUAAGAGCUACUGAACAGCAUUUUGCAUUGACUAAACUGGUCUACCAAUUUAGUUAAUACAAGUAAAAAGGUACAGAACCGAAUUCACUUGGCUGGUCUACAUAAUUAUUUCGAAUAAGAAUGGCUGCCAAUUGUACAAUCCUCAUCAUGAACUAUCAAAUUUAAAAAAUAAGUAGGAAUUCUAUUAAUGUGAGCUAUCUAACAAUGUAUGGAAGGUCUCUAAUUAACUACAUCCCAUAUAUUGUAUGCUCAUGAUAAUACCAUAAGCAUUCAUUCUCAUAAUAAUGUAUAAUACUAUCUAAUAACUUUACAUUUGGAAACGCAAGUGUUAGUAUCUUCUAAUGAAACAUAAAACAGCAAAAAUAAAUUUCUAUGUUUGUCAAAACAAAUUAUUAACAAAUUUACCAUCUAGCAUGCUUAAUUUCAUUGAAUGUUAUAAGUUUACACUUAAUAAUUAUACCAAGUGAAAUUGCACAAAAAGUUAUUGUAGUUGUUGUUAUUGUAAAAUAAAUAUACACAUAUUUACUUUCCCAAGUCGUCACACAUGAUUAUCUCGUAGUGAUCAACAUUUCACAACUAUACAUACUAUGGUUUUACAACCAGUUCUUAGGUAAAUGAUUAGCUUAACUUCUCAGACACUUUAUAGUCAGAAUUUGUCAUUAUUCUAUGACACGAUUUAUGCAGGCAGUUGUAACUUCUUUCCCUUGAGAACUAAAACAAAC
Molecule: messenger RNA, 2572 nt
Organism: Diatraea saccharalis (sugarcane borer)
Lineage: Eukaryota; Metazoa; Arthropoda; Insecta; Lepidoptera; Crambidae
Source: the annotation of a GenBank genome assembly